AUGGAUCUGCCAGUGAAGGCGAUUGUUUCACUCCAUCCAGAUGAAAUAGAGAACAGCUUGCCAACUAAAAAGAGCCAACUGUCUUCUGUUGAUCCAUUACGAGGUGGAGCUAACCCAAGAGCGCUGAGGAUUAAUUUCCGUCCUGCAAGAGACAUGAGUCGAGAUGGACCAAGAACAAAGCGGGUCUGUCUCAAGACCCCAACUCAGAAUUCUAUCUCGAGUUGGGCAGAGAUCCAGCAUAAACAGCCAUGCCAAGAACCUAUGUUUUGGGACACCUCCUUUGUUCCAGAUGAUACUAUCCUAAGGGACAGGCUCUUGAAGCUGAUUGGGGCUGAGCCCAAUACCCAUUGCGGCAGAUGCUUGAAACAGUUGCAUUUUGGGAGAUACCGAGUCGAGAUGGCCUGCAUGGCUUUCGGGCAUGACAAAAGUGGAACACCAGAAGUUAGAGAUACCCGCAAUAACUGUUUGAAUAAGCUGAAGCCUACCAGCGAAGGACAGAGAUUUGGCACUCCAGCAGGUAACUCUUUCUCUCACUUGAUGUAG
This is a messenger RNA of Thlaspi arvense, 543 nucleotides long. Lineage: Eukaryota; Viridiplantae; Streptophyta; Magnoliopsida; Brassicales; Brassicaceae. The record is from the annotation of a GenBank genome assembly.